Cottoperca gobio is the source of this 2109-nucleotide messenger RNA. RefSeq names its product perilipin 3 (gene plin3). Gene Ontology annotation, cellular component: lipid droplet; cytosol. The record is from RefSeq and is a predicted model, not a curated record. Lineage: Eukaryota; Metazoa; Chordata; Actinopteri; Perciformes; Bovichtidae. Bases 143 to 1420 code for a protein of 425 amino acids. The transcript has 8 exons. Gene Ontology annotation, biological process: lipid storage; positive regulation of triglyceride storage.
CUCCGCCUUUCUGCCCGUCCUGUGCUGCAGUCCGGGAGAAAGGAGGCCUUGUUGUGGGCUGCACCAUUGACAUUAUACUGCAGGUCACGCCAGGACAGAGGAGCAACAGGCUGCCAGUGAGAGAUUGAAUCCAGAAUUCACAAUGGCAGACAGCGGGAAGACUAAUGAGACUGGAGCUACGGCAGCAGAACCAUAUAAUGGAGACCAGCAGAAUGUUGUUUCCCGAGUGAGCAAUUUGCCUCUGGUCAGUUCAGCUUGCGAAGUUGUUUCCAACGCCUACAGUAGCACCAAAGACAGCGUGCCCUUGCUGAAGGGAGUGAUGGAUGCAGCAGAGAGCGGGGUCCGAACCCUGGGAGCAGCAGCCACAACGGGGUCCAAGCCUCUUCUGGACAUUAUUGAACCACAGAUUGCUACAGUGAAUGAGUACGCCUUGAAAGGACUCGAGAAGAUGGAAGAGAAGCUGCCUAUUCUUCAGCAGCCAGCAGACAAGCUGGUGUCGGACACAGUAGGUAUGGUGUACCAGUCGGUGGCAGGGGCCAAAGAUGCUGUGGUGGGGGCUGCGAUGGGCGGUGUCGAGAUGACCUGGGCAGCGAUCAGCGGAGGUCUCAUGACCGCCAUGGGCACCAGGAUGGGCCAGAUGGUCAGCACUGGGAUGGGCCUGGCCCUGAGCCGAUCCGAGGACUGGGUUGACCAGAACCUACCACUCGCUGAGAGGGAACUGGCUGCUGUGGCUGAACCUGCCACCAGUGAGGUGACUACCACAUCGACCAGCCCCAGCUACUUUGUCCGCUUGGGGAAACUCUCUGCCAAAGUACAGGAGCGAGCCCUAGAGCUUUCCCUAGGCCGUGCACGGCACGCCCGGGAUGCCACCUAUACUACAGUGGGUCAGAUUACCAGUACUCUGGACCUGCUAGAGAGUGCACGUACCAGUCUGGGAACCGCCAGUAACCAGAUAGGAGGAGCCUCAGAGCAGCUGCUGCAGCGCUGGACAGAGUGGACGCAGAAGCAGGCUGGAGCUGGACAGACCGAGUCAGAGCCAGAUGGGACCAGAGAUGAGGCUGAGCAGCUGGAAUGGCGGGUCCUCUCCAUGGUGCGUGGUCUGAGUGACCAGCUGAGGUCAACAUGCUCCAAUGUGGUGUCAAGUGCUCAGGGUCUGCCAGGUGCAGUCCAGGACCAGCUUACCAGGGCAAGGCAAUCCGCUGAAGAAUUACACUCGUCUCUGGGGAACACGAGCAACAUCACACCCCUCCUUCUGGAGCGGAGCCGUCACAACCUGAUCCAAGUUAAACAGUCUCUGGAUGGUGUCAUGGAGUAUCUACUAAACAACACACCACUCAACUGGCUGGUGGGACCUUUUGCCCCUCAGAGGUCUGAGAAGGCAGAGGGAGAUUUGGAAAUGGAGCUGCGCGGACCACACUAAUAAACUAAUAAAGAAGACUUUGUUGUGUUUCUCCAUGAGUUAAUCAAUGUGGUGACCGAAGUCUGGUAGAUGGAACAUUAAAAAAAAAAAAAUGUAUACAUAAAUAUAUCUUCUUGCUUUCAUGAAAGAGGCCUUAAAGUCAUGUUGUCUGAAUGACGCACAAAAUGUGUUAUUAGGUAAAGACACUACACUUGUAUGUACGUAAAGGUUAAUCUAAUUCAAUCAUGACCGAAAGCUCUGAGCUGUGGCCAUAGAGAAUUUACUCAAUUGUACACUUUAUUAAGUAUCUUUAUUUACUAAUAGAUAUUGUUUAUGUAGUUUUAUAUAUGUUGAAGAUCAAUCUAUGUAUGUGGCCAUACUGGUGUUUGAAAGACUUUAGUUGGUGCCUAAAAAGUAUUCAAAGCAUUUCUAGUUGCCUGUCAACACAGAUUCCAUUUCAAGGCUCUAAAUGUGCUUUGUGAGAAUAGAACAGGCAUAAGCAUGCACCUUUUAAUGAGGUGUAAAGUUCAUAGUGUAUUCAUUUGUUUUUAGAUGUGCAGUUUUCAUUUCAGUAUUUUUGUGUCUGAACCUUGAUGGGUUUUUGGAAUCAACUACAACAACUGUCAAUGAGCUGAACAUGUCAAUAACAUUUUGAAACCGCACAGUAUUAGUGUCAUGCUUUAACACACUAAUAAAAGCUUUAUUUCUGA